Molecule: messenger RNA, 888 nt
Organism: Colletotrichum spaethianum
Lineage: Eukaryota; Fungi; Ascomycota; Sordariomycetes; Glomerellales; Glomerellaceae
Exons: 2
Coding region: 1-888 (295 amino acids)
Biological process (GO): translation
Cellular component (GO): mitochondrion
Molecular function (GO): ribosomal large subunit binding
Source: RefSeq, a predicted model, not a curated record
AUGCGAGGUCUCCGAGCCCCCAGUUCCCUCCUACGGGGCGCUAAUGGCGUCCUCCCAGCUGCGCGAAGCCAAACCCGGGCGCCGAUCGCCGCUCGCCUGAUCACAGCAUCCAACGCUCGCCCUCAAGCGACGACAACAACCACCGCCCCCCUCGCGGCGCGCUCCUUCUCCCACUCGAGCCCUCUCCAGAAGAAGAAGAAGGCCCCGCAAUACCCAACCUACGACUCCGCCGAGGUCGUCUCCCGAACCUCCCACACCGUCGACGAAGCCGACCACGACGACCUCCCCGGCUCCAAGCACCCGAAGCCCGACUCGUCCGACCCCCUCAACUUCGCCGACGUCGCCUCGCGCUUCUCGUCCCUCGCGGCGCACCACACCGAGAUCCUCAAGAAGCUUCAGUCGGGCGACCGCUUCUCCCCGGACGCCAUCGGCGCCCUGACCGUCCAGCCCGACCGCAAGGACCCGACGACCUACCCCCUCCGCGAGCUCGCCGAGAUCGUGCCCCGGCCCGGCGGGCGCACCGUCUCCCUCCUCCUCCACGAAAAGGACUACGUCAAGCCCGUCAUGGCCGCCGUCCAGGCCUCGGCCGACUUCAACCAGCAGCCGCAGCGCGACCCGGACAACGAGCUCGAGCUCAUCCUCAAGGUCGAGGCCACCAACAAGGAUGUCGUCGUGCGCCGGGCCAAGGACGCCGCCCAGGCGUGGAGGGACAAGAUGCGCACCGUCACGGAGAAGCGCAAAAAGGUGCACGCCAAGUGGCAGAAGGAGACGGACAUCGUGCCGGACCUCAAGAGGCGCGCCGACAAGGAGCUGCAGAAGCUGCAGGAUAAAGAGAUGAAGGUCGUCGACGCGGCGGAGCAGCAGGCCGUCCGGAAGAUCCAGGGCUGA